Messenger RNA from Rattus norvegicus (Norway rat), 4452 nucleotides. The record is from RefSeq and is a predicted model, not a curated record. Lineage: Eukaryota; Metazoa; Chordata; Mammalia; Rodentia; Muridae.
AUGGCUCUGCGGGACCAGGCGGUCUUCGGACCCGGUUCCCGCGGGUCGUUGGACGAGGCUGGGGCCGAGGGGCGCGAGGCGGCGGCCCUUGCGGCGGCGGGAGUCGCGCUGGAGGACGAUGAGGAGGACGAUGGCCGCCGGGGCCUGCUGCGCUGGGACGGCUUCUCAGCCUGGCUACACUGCGUGUGUGUGGUGGGCUUCGACCUGGAGCUGGGCCAGGCGGUGGAGGUAAUUUAUCCUCAGCAUUGCAAACUCACUGAUAAAGAAAAAACGAACAUUUGCUAUUUGUCCUUUCCAGACUCAAAUUCAGGUUGUCUAGGAGACACCCAGUUUUGUUUUAGAUUCCGCCAAUCUUCUGGGAGGAGGGUCUCACUGCACUGUCUUCUUGAUGAAUUUGACAAAGAUUUACCAGUUUACUUAAAGAAAGAUCCUGCAUACUUUUAUGGAUAUGUGUAUUUUCGACAAGUUCGAGAUAAAACUCUUAAAAGAGGCUACUUCCAGAAGUCAUUGGUUUUGAUCAGCAAACUACCUUAUAUUCAUUUUUUUCACACCGUACUCAAACAGAUAGCACCAGAGUAUUUUGAAAAAAAUGAACCUUAUUUGGAAGCAGCCUGCAAUGACGUUGACCGAUGGCCGGCCCCAGUGCCAGGGAAAACAUUGCAUCUGCCUAUCAUGGGACUAGUAAUGAAGGUGAGGAUUCCCACGUGUCAUGACAAGCCUGGGACUACGCAGUUAACUCAGCAGGCAGAUACACACACAUCUAUUAUUUUGCCUACUGUUCAUGAGGUGGAUCUUUUCAGGUGUUUUUGCCCAGUUUUUCUUCACAGCCAGAUGCUUUGGGAGUUGGUGCUAUUGGGAGAGCCCCUUGUGGUCAUGGCACCGUCGCCGUCAGAGUCUUCAGAAACUGUACUGGCCCUCGUUAACUGUAUUUCUCCAUUAAAGUACUUUAGUGAUUUUCGACCUUACUUCACAAUUCAUGAUAGUGAAUUCAAAGAAUAUACUACCCGUACUCAAGCUCCGCCCUCAGUCAUCUUAGGAGUAACCAACCCCUUUUUUGCUAAAACACUACAGCACUGGCCACACAUUAUUCGAAUAGGAGAUCUUAAACCUGCAGGUGAAAUUCCUAAGCAAGUUAAAGUGAAAAAACUGAAGAACCUAAAAACUCUGGAUUCUAAACCUGGAGUUUAUACUUCUUACAAGCCAUAUCUAAACAGAGAUGAGGAGAUCAUUAAACAACUCCAGAAGGGUGUACAGCAGAAACGUCCUUCGGAGGCCCAAAGUGUUAUUCUCCGGCGCUAUUUUUUGGAACUGACACAAAGUUUCAUCAUUCCAUUAGAAAGAUAUGUGGCUAGCUUGAUGCCUUUGCAGAAGAGUAUUUCUCCGUGGAAGAGUCCACCCCAGCUAAGGCAGUUCCUUCCAGAAGAAUUUAUGAAAACGCUUGAGAAAACGGGGCCUCAGCUCACGUCUGGAAUAAAGGGCGAUUGGAUCGGGCUUUACCGGCAGUUUCUAAAGUCUCCAAAUUUUGAUGGCUGGUUCAAGACCCGGAGAAAAGAAAUGACCCACAAAUUGGAGGCCCUUCAUCUAGAAGCUCUUUGUGAAGAGGACCUCCUUCUCUGGAUCCAGAAACACACAGAAGUAGAAACAGUGGACCUUGUAUUGAAGCUGAAAAAUAAGCUGAAGUCAUUUUUUAAAUGAGAACAUUCAAGACUGGCAAUUGAUGAUAGAUCUCACUAGAAAUAUUUGGAUCAAAUGACUCAAAUGUAAUGACUCAAAUGGAUCAAAUGAUUCUAAAUUAUUUGAAAGACAUUUAAACAAUUUUAAAAAUUAUUUUAUGAGUAUAAAUGUAUGGCCUGCUCUUAGUAAGUGCACCAUAUGCAUGCAGUGCCCACAGAAGCCAAAAAAGUGACACCCCCUCCAUUGGCAGUGUUAAGCCAUGUGUAUGCUGGGACCUGAACCCACGUCUUCCACAAGUGUAGCCAGUGCCCUUAACUGCUGAACUCUCCAUCCCUCAAAGACACAUAAAACAGUCUUUUGAACUCUCUGAAACCAUGUCUCGCCUAGAUUUUAUGCCACAUAAUACCCUUAGGCAACAUCUGUAGAUGUACAGAAUGAUCUUUUAUUGACGUCCCUUUCCACCCCUCCCCCACUUGAUGUUCUCUACAGUUUUAGUUACUGUAAAUUCUAGGCUGAGACCUAAAGUUCCAAGUGAUCAUGCUAUAAAAGGGUGUUUAUAUAGCAAAUACAAUGUAUUGAUACAGACUCACUAAAAUCAUUCCUUAUGUAGUUGCAGGCUGACCGAGAGAAUUUACCUGUGAAACCUGACACUGUGGAGAAGUUACGGACACAUAUAGAUGCGAUUAUCCUCGCAUUACCGGAGGAUCUGCAAGGCAUACUGCUCAAGACUGGCAUGACAUGAUACUUAGCAGAUUCUCCUGCCAGAAAGGACUGUGAACCAUGAAGCAUACUGACAUUUUAUCUAGACGCACACAGGAGCUGUCUUGGUGGCAGGAGCACGGAAACCGGCAGCAGUUGCGAGAUACAGGUGGAAGGACUGAGCAUAUAAACAGACAUUUUUAGUGCAUUCUGUGGUGGUUCCACAAUACUGGAAUACCGAACGGCGUUUCCACGUCUGUAAUCAUGUUCUAAAGUGCUCUUAGGAGAGACCUGUGGGGCCAUCCAUGUAAGGCCUCCGAACUGCAGUGCCGGCACUGCAGAUAUUUUUUUAAUUGGUGCUGCUUUGCCCAAUCAAUGUUGAAACUCAGGGGAAUAUAAAAAUAAUGUUCACACUGGCUGUCUUCUUAAGAAGGAAAACUGAACUUCCGAACUGUAGUUAGAUAUAACUGGGGCUUAUGUAGUGCCUUCCAUUGUCCUAUAUGUUUCACAGGGUCCCGCUGCUAAGUUUAAAGCUUUUUCUUUUUUAAUUAUGAUAACUUUAAAGGCAUUAUAUCAAGUAAUCAUUUGCUUAAAAGUGUUUCUCGUUGCCCCUUGUGUUUAUUGACUGGUAUUUUAAAUUAUCAUGUGGUUCUCAUGUCACAACUCUACCAUUUUCACAAGUAAGACUUAGGAGUUUCUCCAAAGGAAGGAGGCAUAUGUAGUUCUGCUUAUGGGAGAGUUGAUUUCUCCCUUCCCCUUUCCUCCCUGGGCCUGUGUACCCUAAUGAGCACGAAUGUCUUUUGAAGACAUUCUUACUAUGAACACCAUAGUCAGUUGCUUUUUAAAAUAGUUAUUCUUAUGUCAAAGUACCCAUAAGCCAUUCAUGGAAUAAUUAUUUGAGAAUUUUACACAUUAUAUGUUGGGUGACACUAUUUCCCCUAAAUGGAUGAUUUUCAGAAGGCUUUUCCUGAUGUUGUUUGACAUGGGACCUAUUGUGUAAAUCAGCGUUAUACAUUGGUUUGUUUGUUUUCAUUUUGUUUGUACUACCUUGCCAAAAGCAGACUGAGAUAGUUUGGUUUGUGUUUAGAUGGGAGUGUAUGCAGAAGCCACUGUUCAGAUAGGUACACAUGAAGUAGCACAGAUGUAAAUAGCUGUGACUUCAGUCCCCUCCCUUCCAAACAGCCAAACCUAGGUGUAUGUGUCUGUCACACUGUGACUUCAGAAGCCACCUCUUGUUCUCCGUUGAUGUUAUUUCUAAGGGCAUUCCUGGUCUAGGAAGGUUUCUCUGUGCUUGUGACUGUGGUGUCAUAUCCAAGUGUGCCCUUAGUCAUGGAUACGGUCUCUUGAAGCAUACCACUGUCCUAGGAAGAAUAUGGCAUUUGGAUGAAAUCAUUUGUCUGAAUUGAAUGGGUUAUUUUGUGAAACAGUACUGACCUUUCAGAAAAGGGGCAACUACUUUUAUAUGCUAAAGUACUUCAUAACUUUCUGGGAAACUUUAUUUAGGUAGAAAUGGCCAUCUUAUUAUUUUUCAAAUAAAUGUAUUUUAAUAAUUUCACAAUUUAUAUGCAGUUUGUGACAUGAAUAUGGAAAUCAUUAGUGUUAUAUCAAGGAUUUUUGAAAUAUAUUUCUACAGGAUAUAUCAUUUGAAGUUUAUUUUGCACACCUAAAGAAAAACAUAAAAUAUCAAUUAGCAUGAAAAUGCUGUCUUUACAUUUACCACAUAUAACAGAAACUCAACACAUGUUGAAAACGAAAUCAUAUUCUCCUACUUUAUCUCUUAAUUUCAAAUUAUGUCUGUGCAAGAAUAGCUUAAGGUUGCAUUGGAAACCCAAGGAAGACUGAACAGUAACUUAAAUUUUUAUGUGAUUUUCAGAAUUGUCUCUUUCUCUGUUUUUAAAGAGUUUAGUAUUCAAACCCUGCCGUUUAAUGUGUUGUCUCCACCAGCAUCAGAAGGAUUCAGUGCUUUUAGGGUGUUAUGUAAUGCCUAGUGCCUUCUAUUUACAGUGGAAAAGAGGUUUUGUGGAGGCAUUUAUGGUCAUUACCAAAAGGUGAAUUAAAGGCCUUGGAUUUUAAAACGUG